CCAAACAUCCCACUGACUGUUAGUAAGGGGGCAACAAUCCCCUUAUAUUUACAUGCCCCGGAGGGGACCUGAUUCCUGGGCACUGAGCUGGGGCUGGCUGGGGUCUGUGUCCAGGAUCCCUCCCUCCUCUGCUCUUCACUGGCCCUUCCUCUGCGUCUGUGUCACCAGCCGCCCAAGUAGGAACCGUCUCCUCCCCGACCCCCUUGUCUUUUCCAGCCCCCUCCCGGCUCCCCAGCUCACCGUGUCCCCGCAGCAGCCUGUCUACGUAACUAGAGAAGCUGUGACCCUGACGUGCUCAGCUGGGGUGUCCAACGUGUCCGGGAUCCGGUUCUUCAGAGACGACCAGAUAAUCCACUCCAAGGAUCUCCCCUCACCUCGGUACAGUUACACUGAGUCGAUUCCGCUGUCGGGGGUGUCUGGACGGCGAGCCGGAGCGUACACCUGUGAUUACUGGGAGAUAGAGUCUGGGCGAGCGAUCCCAUCAGCGAGGAGCCGACCCAUCUCCAUAGCCGUGACAGACCCUGACCCGGCUCCCCAGCUCACCGUGUCCCCGCAGGAGCCUGUCUAUAUAACUGGAGAAGCUGUGACCCUGACGUGCUCAGCUACAGGGGCACCCACCGUGUCCAGAGUCCGGUUCUUCAGAGACGGCGAGAUAAUCCACUCCAAGGAAUUCCCCUCACUUCCAUACAGUUACAGCAGCUCGAUUCCACUGUCGGGGGUGUCUGGAUUGCGAGCUGUAAAGUACAGCUGUGAAUCCUGGAAGACAGUGUCUGGGAGAGAAAUCCCAUCGGGGAGGAGCCGACCGAUCUCCAUAACAGUGACAGACCCCCUCCCAGUUCCCAAGGUCACCGUGUCCCCGCAGCAGCCUGUCUACGUAACUGGAGAAGCUGUGACCCUGACGUGCUCAGCUGGGGUGUCCACCAUGUCUGGGAUCCGGUUCUUCAGGAACGGCCAGAAAAUCCACUCCAAGGAAUUCCCCUCACAUCCGUACAGUUACACUGAGUCGAUUCCACUGUCGGGGGUGUCUGGACGGCGAGCCGUAGCGUACACCUGUGAUUACUGGGAGAUAGAUUCUGGGCGAUAUAUCCCAUCAGCGAGGAGCCAACCCAUCUCCAUAGCCAUGACAGACCCUGACCCGGCUCCCCAGCUCACCGUGUCCCCACAGGAGCCUGUCUACAUAACUGGAGAAGCUGUGACCCUGACGUGCUCAGCUGGGGUGUCCACCGUGUCCGGAGUCCGGUUCUUCAGGAACGGCCAAGAAAUCCACUCCAAAGAACUCCCCUCACCCUGGUACAGUUACACUGAGUCGAUUCGAUUGUCGGGGGUGUCUGGAUUGCGAGCUGGAGAGUACAGCUGUGAAUCCUGGAAGAGAGAGUCUGGGAGAGAAAUUGCAUCGGAGACGAGCCAACCCAUCUCCAUA
Molecule: messenger RNA, 1420 nt
Organism: Chrysemys picta bellii (western painted turtle)
Lineage: Eukaryota; Metazoa; Chordata; Testudines; Emydidae
Source: RefSeq, a predicted model, not a curated record